Molecule: messenger RNA, 1053 nt
Organism: Caenorhabditis elegans
Lineage: Eukaryota; Metazoa; Nematoda; Chromadorea; Rhabditida; Rhabditidae
Gene: sre-36
Product: Serpentine Receptor, class E (Epsilon)
Exons: 6
Coding region: 1-1053 (350 amino acids)
Biological process (GO): sensory perception of chemical stimulus
Cellular component (GO): membrane
Source: RefSeq, marked reviewed
AUGAAUCUCCUCUUAUGGAAUUCCGUUGAUAUAUGGGUGCCCAGCUACGUAUUCAAUGAUGAUUCGUUUCUCACUUGGUGGAAUAUUCCUUAUUUUCUUUUCAUUUUCUUUUCAAUGGUGACAUGCUCUUGGCUCUCUUUUUAUAUGACCAUUGUAAUGUGGAAAGUGAAGAAAUUUCAUGGAAAUGCCACGUAUAUUCUAUCUUGUAUGUAUAUUUCUUGGUUCGAGUGCUUGUUGGGAACCCUGGUGAUUUUGCCUUAUAAGUAUGGAAUUAUCAAUUUGGCAGAGCCCGAUCAAACAUUCGAAGGAUUUGAGGACACCUCGAAUUAUCUGAAAAUCGAUUCUCUCAGCUGGAAAUGUGUUCCUUUACUGAUAGCGACUUUUAUGGAAUGGCACUACGUCGGAAUUGUUAAUAGCUCGUUCUCUUGUUUUUUAAUUGAGCGAACUUUCGCCACAGUUUUAUUUAGUGACUAUGAAUCCAUAUACCGGAAGAAACUCUCCAUAUUCCUAAUCAUAUAUCACCAGGCGUAUGCAAUUUUCCUGGCACUUGUGAUGCUUUUCCAUGUUUUCCCAUUGAGAAAUCUUCUGGGAAUGAACGCAUGCGGCCUAUUAUUUGUGAUUCCGCACCUAUUUUUUCUUCGGUAUUACAACUUAAAGGCUCGGAAUAAUAUGCGAUUGGCGAGGAAUAUCACGAAAAACUCAUUGGCGGCGAAGUUUCAGACCGAGGAGAACCUUCGGUCUAUUUCGUUAGCAUUCCGAAUUUAUAUUAUCAUGAUAAUAUUUGAUAUUGUUUUCCUAAUCAAUAUCUACCUCGGGAUUUUGAAAGUUUCGGGUGCAAAAUAUUAUUCUCAAGCGGCGGAGCACAUUAUUUUCUUUGGUCCAUUAUUCCUGGUUCCGGCUAUUGUAUCAAGUGUGCAAGAUUGGAGAAAACAGUUUUUAUUUUACAUUCCUAUCAAUAGAGUUCAGCCAGAGGAGUCGAAAUAUGAAUUAGCUGCUACUCCCGAGCAAUCUGCAGCAAUUCAUUUUAAGCAAUUGCAGAAUUUAUGGGUUUAA